AUGUCAGAAAUUGAAAUCUCUUCCGGAUCGGAAGAUAGUGAACCAGACAUUACUUAUAACAUGGAUUUAUUUCAACAGAUGAUAAAUUUAUGUCGAAAUAAUAGACAGUUUCCCCAACCGUAUAUUGAAGAUAUGAAUAAAAUGUACAAAAAAUGCAAUUAUAAGCAAAAAAAAUCAAAACUUUUAUGCGAUUUAAUACUUAAAGGAAUAGAGUUCAUUUCUCCAAAGAAUAAUGAUUCUUUUCAGUAUGCUGCCAGUGUAUAUAAUGAAUUAUUGCGACUAUCUGAACAAGACUCAAUUAAUUUACAGACUGAAAAUUGUGUUGCUAGUACUUCAAAUGGUAAUGCAAGUAUGAUUACUGAAUUAGAGAAUGAUACAAGUAACAAUGAAAUUAGUGAAAGCGAUACAAUAUUCAACGAAUUGAUAGAAAAAUGUUAUCAAAAUACACAUUUUCCAAAAUCAAAUAUUGAAGUGAUUAAUAAUUUGUAUAAAUCUCUGCCUUCUGAAUUUCUUGGUUCUAAGUAUUUUAUUAUGUUGUUAAAAGAAGCAAACCAAGUAAUCUGGCCUGAUAGUGGUAGUGCUUUAUAUACACACAUGGAACAUAUAUAUGAUCAACUACAGCAAUUUAAAACUUCAAUGAAGGUUCAAGAUAGUAGAUCAUCUGUUAUGAAUAAACAAAGGGAUGAAAAAACAUUAAAACAGCUCAAAAAACUAAAAACUGCAUUGAAGAUUAUCAGAAAAAAAAUUAAAAAUCUUGAUGAAAAAGAAAUGGACAUAAACAAUGAAAAUGAAUUUAAUUCUGACUCUGCAUAUAUAUUAAAGGAUAAAUAUGAAAAAAGGAUUGUUGAAAUAUAUAAACGAAUGUGCAAGUUAAAUGAAGAACCAGACUUUUUAGAAGAACCUAUGCUGCGUUUCAAAGCAACAAAUGACAGUUUAGUUAAUAAAACCAUUGAGAAAUAUUAUAAUCUUAACAAAACAUUUCCGGAUUAUUUUGAAAUAUAUACAUUAUUACAAUGCUUAAGAGACAAAAAAAAUUUAAAAUGGACUGAAACUGAUUUGAAAAAUAUUUCUCAUGAUGCUUUUCUUAAGCUUGGGAAACAAUUAAAGCUUCGGAGACUGAAUGAAUAUUUUGGUCGUUUGGCAAAUGUAAAUGAAAUAAAAGAUCCAGCAGAAGAAAAUGAAGAACUCAGAAAGAAACUCGAUGAAAGUAACAAGAAGAUGCACUCAGAUUUGAAUGCGUUGACACUGAAGUUUAAAAAUAAACAAGAUUAUGCAGAGGAAACAGAAGGAUCUAACCUUAAUAAUACAGAGUGUGAAUACAGUUCAGAAAGUGAUUGUAGCAUUAAUAAUACAAAAUCUAAUAAAGAAUUGAAACCACCCAUCAAACCUAUAUUAGUUAAACGUAAAAGAUUAUUAUCGCCAGAAUCAGAAAAUGAUAAACCACCAAAAAAGAGCCAGAAAACUAUUUACAUGGAGUCAUUUGAUUUAGCACCAAGUGGUGUUACUUCAGAAACAAUACUAAAUGAGAUACAAGAAGAAACAACUGUUGUUACAGAAAAAGUUCCUGGCCAAAUGACAACUAUAAAUAAUGGUAAUAAUAUGAUAAUAAAUAAAGUUUAUAGUAUUCCUUUUACAAAAGAUGCUGUUUUAAAAAAUACUUAUCUUAUUAUGUCAAAUGGGGAAACAUGUGAUCUUAACAAAAAAGCUUCCAAUGAAAUAACUUUAAUAGAUGUUGAUGACACAACAAAUAAAAAAAACAAAAUCUAUUCUAAAGAGGUUUCUGAAAAAGUAAAUGAAUGUAGUAACAACACUGAUGAAACCGUAAGAAAUAAUAAUUUAGUCACGGAAGGAAGUCUAUAUAAUACUGAUACAGAUGGAACCCUUGUGAUUGAUGAAGAUAUUAAAGUUGAGGAUAAAACUUAUAGAACAGUUACUAAAGAACCACAGGAAAAUAAAAUUACAGAAGUAGAAAGUGAAGUAAAUGCUAUGAAUCAUUGUACUAUUGAUAGUGAAAAUUGUGAUCCAAUCAUCACUGAGCCUGAAGUAAUAAUACAUGAAGAUAAAGAUUUGAGAAAAGAUGUUAUUGAGAUUAAUGAUCUUGAUGAUGAUUCAGAUGUAGAAAUAACUUCUUGUGAAACAUCCAUAGUUCCAGUUCAAAAUAAGAAAUCUCUAGAAACUAUUAUAAAAGCUAUGAAUUUUAAUAAGAUGUACAAUUGGAAUAAAGAACCAAAGAAGUCAAAUCCUAUACCGCCUCCUGUUGUUGCAAAGACCUCACAUCAAAGUUCAACUAAUUUGAAUUUGGACAAUAAUUUAGUCAAUCGUUGGGUUGUAAACAAUAUACGGCCUCCUAAACCAAAUAGCACGAACAAUAUUCCUAACCUCAGACAUAAUAAUAGACAUAGACCCGCAACUUGUCACAGAAUGAGGUCAACUACUUUUCAAAAUAGUGUACAAACUGCAAGACAGAUCACUCAACGUAUUUCAAAUACGGUUCAACAACAAAGAAAUUUCAAUAAUCAAUCAGUAUUACAAGAGCAAGUAACAACCAUGACUACAACAACUACAGUUAGACAAAUAGUCCAGAAAAAUCAAGUCCACCGUCCCGGUAGUUCUGUAACUAAUGGUGGUAAGAAACCUGAACUUAUAGAACUGGAUUAG
This is a messenger RNA of Macrosiphum euphorbiae (potato aphid), 2658 nucleotides long. Lineage: Eukaryota; Metazoa; Arthropoda; Insecta; Hemiptera; Aphididae. The record is from the annotation of a GenBank genome assembly.